CGAGUGUUCAUUCAGCACUGGGUCCGGCAGGCAGACGAGAGAGCCAGCGGUGUCAUCGAAACAAACACUCGUUUCCAGAUUUAAAAAGUAAUAAUAAUAACGCACACAGAAGAGAAAAUGAUGAACGGACAGAUGAACGGUUUCCACAACUCCCUGAUCGAGGAAGACUGCUUCCUUUUCACUUCGGAGUCAGUCGGGGAAGGUCACCCCGAUAAGAUUUGUGACCAGAUCAGUGAUGCUGUUUUGGAUGCACAUCUUAAGCAGGACCCAGAUGCCAAAGUUGCAUGUGAAACUGUUGCAAAGACUGGUAUGAUCCUUUUGGCUGGUGAGAUCACAUCCCGGGCUAAUGUGGACUACCAGAAAAUAGUCAGAGACACCAUUAAACACAUUGGCUAUGAUGAUUCCUCCAAAGGGUUUGAUUACAAGACCUGCAACGUGCUGGUGGCUCUGGAGCAGCAGUCUCCAGAUAUUGCACAAGGUGUCCACCUGGAUAGGAAUGAGGAGGAUGUAGGUGCUGGGGAUCAGGGCUUGAUGUUCGGCUAUGCUACAGAUGAGACCGCGGAGUGCAUGCCCCUCACCAUUGUCCUUGCCCACAAACUGAACGCUAAGAUGGCUGAGCUGCGUCGUAACGGCACACUUCCCUGGCUGCGUCCAGACUCUAAGACUCAGGUGACGGUGCAGUACCGCCAGGACCGUGGGGCAGUGAUCCCUGUCCGCGUCCACACCAUCGUGGUCUCUGUGCAGCACGACGAGGAUGUCUGUCUGGAUGAAAUGAGAGAUGCCCUGAAGGAGAAGGUCAUUAAGGCGGUGGUACCCUGUGUGUAUUUGGACGAUGAUACCAUAUACCACCUGCAACCCAGUGGCCGAUUCGUCAUCGGAGGACCUCAGGGUGAUGCUGGUCUUACUGGCCGCAAAAUCAUUGUUGAUACCUAUGGAGGAUGGGGUGCCCAUGGGGGUGGUGCUUUUUCUGGGAAGGACUACACUAAAGUGGAUCGCUCAGCUGCCUAUGCUGCUCGCUGGGUUGCAAAGUCCUUGGUCAGGGCUGGGCUCUGCAAGCGGGUACUUGUCCAGGUUGCGUAUGCCAUUGGAGUGGCCCACCCGCUGUCCAUCUCCAUUUUCCACUACGGGACCUCCCAGAAGACAGAGAAGGAGCUCCUGGAGAUCGUCAAGAAGAACUUUGACCUCCGACCUGGAGUCAUUGUCAGGGAGUUGCAGCUGAAGAAACCCAUUUAUCAGAGGACCGCUGCUUAUGGCCACUUUGGUAGAGAUUCUUUCUCUUGGGAAAUGCCCAAAAAACUCCAAUACUAAACAAGUGUUAAGCUUUUUUCCCCCAGGCCUGUUGGUGUAUACUACAGAGAAGCCUCUCAGGCCUUUAGGGGGAAGAGGCCCCCUCUUCCCAAAUUAAUACAACUUUCUGUCUUCACUCCCUUUUCAUUUCAUUGCCGCUCCAAACAGUUCUCCCAGUGCUGUACUGUUAGCUUAGCUUGUAUGUAUAUGGGACCAUUAGAAAGGCUCAGUAUUUUAUGAUGUCCGCUCUUCUGGGUAUGCAUCCUUUUUGUGGGUUAUGUAAUUGCCUUUUUAAAUUUAAACUGGCAUGUGGAAGCAGCUUCAAUCAGUACUAAUGGAUAAACCUAGUCUCCUUUCACCUUUCUUCCCUCUGCACCCCUCUAUUUAAGGUAGUGAUAAAUAGAUUGGUCCUCUUGUCUACGUAAAGUGGUAAUGGAAAUCGCGAUGCGCUAAAUUUUAAACCAUCCUUUCUAAUUUGAAAACAUUGAUUGCUCAUCUGCCUAGUUUAAUACGCUAUAGGCUUGUUGCAGAAUCUUUUAAAACCUGUAGAAUGGUUUACUUUGCUUCUGAAAUAUGGUGCUUUCAUUGUGUUUCAUUGGGUUUUAAGGCUCUUUCUUUAUUUAUUUUUUGUAUUCUCUCUCUCUGGUCUCUGGAGGAUGUACGUAAUGACGGCACAAUUGCAAUGAGGGUUAACUAAAACAGCUAUGCAUCGUAGUUGUAGCACUAGCCAAACCUGGACUUACAUUUUCCAACUCUGGCCCUGGCUGCCUUGGAUGUGAUACAGGGAAGUCAGAAGGUCUUAUUCCCAAGGUCUGUAGGUUGCACUCUGGUACUUUAGAAUUUUUUUUUUUUUUCUUUAUAAGAAAGUUAAUUCCACAAACUGCACAAAAUAACUACUUUUAAGGGUAUUUUUAUUUAAAAACAAAAGCCCUUGCCUGUUGACAGCUAGUGUGGAUACAGAGAAACUGGCUACCAUUAGGCAAAAAGGUGUUAAGCAAACACGUUAAUACUUGAACAUUUCUUGUGUUCCUAUUUAUUAUUGUAUUCUGCAGCUGGGCGUAGAUACAGAGAAGCCUGUGCUUCAGAAGGCAGCUGUCUUUUACUCCAAAAGGUGUUUUUUUUUUUUUCCUUCGAAUGUACAAUUCUUUUGUUUCCAGCAUUCCCUGGUAGGCCAAGGUGUCCUACAGAAAAACCUUGGGUUCCACCUACAGGGGGUCUGGCUGGUGUCGAAACACUUGAGGGGACAGGCAAGCAGGGCCACAGACUUUCCUGGGAGAGGCAGAUUUGGCCGGUGUUGUACAGAGAAGCCGGCCUGUUUACAUGCUCUCUCCAGACUUCUAAAAAGGAUCAGUCUGAAGGCUACUGUUAGCAUGAAGUGCCUUUUUUUUUUUUUUUUUUUUUUUUUUUUUUUUUUUUUUUUUUUUUUAAAUUUCAGAUUAUUACGUAUGUCUUCUCCAAAAGUCCAAAAAAUGACAUGUCAAUAUAAAUAAAGUGCUAGAUCCUUCAUGAAAAA
This is a messenger RNA of Polyodon spathula (Mississippi paddlefish), 2800 nucleotides long. RefSeq names its product methionine adenosyltransferase II, alpha a (gene mat2aa). The transcript is spliced from 9 exons. The coding region runs from base 118 to 1308 and encodes 396 amino acids. Gene Ontology annotation, cellular component: cytosol; methionine adenosyltransferase complex. The record is from RefSeq and is a predicted model, not a curated record. Gene Ontology annotation, molecular function: methionine adenosyltransferase activity; ATP binding. Gene Ontology annotation, biological process: S-adenosylmethionine biosynthetic process. NCBI's taxonomy places the organism in Eukaryota, Metazoa, Chordata, Actinopteri, Acipenseriformes, Polyodontidae.